AAAGACCAUAGCAGACGAAAUCUCAACCGUCCAUUUACAAAUCAACGGCUCUCGUAAAAAAAAAGAAUCUACUUUCGCAACUCCGCGUUAUCAGAAAAAACCGAUGAAAAUCGAAUUCCAUAAAAGAUUCCACCCGCUCGAAAUAGACUGUUCGCUAGAUCUCGUCUCAGAUUCUUUCUCCCUAAGAGCUAAUAGAUCUUUGAUUUAGCGGUUAAUGAGAGAUCUGUAGUUAUGGCGGGGAAGAGUGAUCAAUCGGUGACGAUCUCGGUGCCGUAUAGGAAUUUGAGGAAGGAUGUUGAGGUUGAGAUGGUGACGAAUCAUCCAAACGAAAACGAUUCUUCUUCUUAUUCCGUCUCUCCGGGGAAUCAUGUUGAUGGAGAAUUGAGGAAUUGUAGGUUAAUGACGUUGGUGCUUAGCUGUACGGUGGCUGCGGGUGUUCAAUUUGGAUGGGCAUUGCAACUCUCUCUUCUCACGCCUUAUAUUCAGACUCUUGGAAUUUCGCACGCUUUUUCUUCAUUUAUCUGGCUAUGCGGCCCUAUUACAGGCCUAGUGGUCCAGCCUUGUGUUGGUAUUUGGAGUGAUAAAUGUACUUCUAAGUAUGGAAGACGACGACCGUUUAUUCUCGUGGGAUCACUCAUGAUCUCAAUAGCAGUGAUAAUAAUCGGGUUUUCUGCAGACAUUGGGUAUCUGUUGGGAGAUACGAAGGAACAUUGCAGUACUUUCAAAGGCACACGGACCAGGGCAGCUUUUGUCUUUAUCAUUGGAUUUUGGCUGUUGGAUCUAGCAAACAACACAGUACAGGGACCUGCUCGUGCUCUCCUAGCUGAUCUAUCAGGUCCUGAUCAGCGGAAUACUGCAAACGCUGUGUUCUGCUUGUGGAUGGCUAUUGGGAAUAUCCUUGGGUUUUCUGCUGGUGCUAGCGGACAAUGGCAAAAAUGGUUCCCAUUCCUAACCAGUAGAGCAUGUUGCGCAGCAUGUGGAAAUCUUAAAGCAGCUUUUCUUCUUGCAGUGGUGUUUCUUACUAUAUGCACUCUUGUCACAAUCUAUUUUGCUGAAGAGAUCCCUUUGGUAAGCAAUAAGCCCAGCCGCAUACAGGAUUCUGCACCUUUGCUGGAUGAUCUCCAGCUUAAAGGCACUGAGCACUCAAAAUCAAAUAAUGGUACUGCCAAUGGGAUCAAGUAUGUGAGAGUGGAGCGUGAUAUGGAUGUACAGCUUGGAAAGUCAAACAAUGAUCAUCAAGACGAGACCUAUAUUGAUGGCCCUGGAUCUGUUUUAGUAAAUUUGCUAACCAGUUUAAGGCAUUUGCCACCUGCUAUGCACUCAGUUCUUAUCGUCAUGGCUCUUACAUGGUUAUCGUGGUUCCCCUUCUUUCUGUUUGAUACAGAUUGGAUGGGAAGAGAAGUUUACCAUGGUGAUCCAGUGGGAAAGAGUGUGCUCGUGGAACUUUAUGGCCAAGGUGUCCGGGAAGGUGCAUUUGGCUUGCUACUAAACUCUGUUGUUCUUGGGAUCAGCUCAUUCUUGAUUGAACCAAUGUGUCAGCGAAUGGGUGCACGAGCUGUAUGGGGUCUGAGUAAUUUCACUGUGUUUGCCUGCAUGGCAGGAACAGCUGUCAUUAGCUUGAUGUCUCUCAGGGAUAACUCUAAUGGAAACGAACACAUUCUACCUAACGAAACAACAAGAACCGCAGCUGUAAUCGUCUUUGCACUCCUUGGCUUCCCUCUAGCUAUCACAUACAGUGUCCCUUUCUCUGUCACAGCAGAAGUCACUGCUGAUUCAGGUGGCGGUCAAGGUCUGUGAAAAGAUUCAACCAUUCAUAGCUUUGUGCUUAAGUCUUAUGUUUUCAGAAUCCCAAAUCGUUUCAUCACUUUGUUUUGUUCUCAAUGCAGGUUUGGCUAUAGGAGUGUUGAAUCUUGCAAUUGUUAUUCCCCAGAUGAUAGUAUCGCUUGGAGCGGGUCCAUGGGAUGCAUUGUUCGGAGGAGGAAACUUACCAGCAUUUGUUAUGGCGUCUGUUGCUGCUUUUGCUGCCGGAGUUAUUGCUUUGCGCAGCCUUCCGACACUAUCUAGUUCGUUCAAGUCUAUAGGUUUUCAUAUCGGGUAAAGUCUUUACAAGGACGAGUCAGUCUUUUUCAGGCGAUAUAGUCUUAAAAUUCAGAUUUAGAUGCAUUCGAUUCUUUUAUUUGGCCAUGUUCGGCGUUUAUGUAUGUAGACGUUUUUGUAUAUAUUGUGUUAUAGUUAAUGUGAAGACAACAAUGUGACUUUAAAUCUACAAAUACCCCUUGUAACUUGAAAGGUUUAAUUUUGUUUACUACGUUGUCUUGAGUCACUCCAAAAGAGUGUUCCCU
Messenger RNA from Eruca vesicaria subsp. sativa (arugula), 2342 nucleotides. The record is from the annotation of a GenBank genome assembly. Lineage: Eukaryota; Viridiplantae; Streptophyta; Magnoliopsida; Brassicales; Brassicaceae.